Nerophis ophidion (straightnose pipefish) is the source of this 1816-nucleotide messenger RNA. Its product is annotated as bone morphogenetic protein 7-like. Gene Ontology annotation, biological process: SMAD protein signal transduction. Lineage: Eukaryota; Metazoa; Chordata; Actinopteri; Syngnathiformes; Syngnathidae. The record is from RefSeq and is a predicted model, not a curated record. The transcript is spliced from 7 exons. Gene Ontology annotation, molecular function: growth factor activity; cytokine activity. The coding region runs from base 239 to 1528 and encodes 429 amino acids. Gene Ontology annotation, cellular component: extracellular region.
CUCCCUUCCCAGAGGUUACAGGAGGCAGCAUUGAACAGGACUCAAGUUGCGAGUGCGCACCAAGUAAGGGAAGUCGUGCGCAGUAAAGUCGGCAGCAAAGUAAGCGUGUGCACUUGACAGGUGGCGCGAGAUCCCUUUGAGAAGAAGUUGAUGUUUGGUUGGAGACCCUGCUUCAACAAGAUGGCAGCCAGUUGAGGCGAGUGAAGCAAGACCAGGUCUGAAGACAUUUGAGUCCGCCAUGGCAGGCCUUGCUGAGAAAUGUGCUGCAGCUUUGCUCCUGCUGUGGACCUCCUGCGUGGCGGCGGACAUGUCCUUCAGUAACUUCUCGCUGGACAACGAAUUCCACUCCAGCUUCAUCUACCGCCGCUUGAGGAGUCAGGAGCGCAGGGAGAUCCAGCGGGAGAUCUUGUCCAUCCUGGGACUGCCGCACCGGCCUCGACCUCACCUGCUCGGCAAGCACAACUCUGCUCCCAUGUUCAUGCUGGACUUGUACCGGUCCAUGUCCUCGGGGGGGGACCAGGACGGCUUCUCGUAUCCUCACAGGCCCGUCUUCACCACGCAGGGCCCGCCCAUCGCCAGUUUCCAAGACAACAACUUCCUGAACGACGCUGACAUGGUGAUGAGCUUUGUCAACCUAGUGGAGCGUGACAAAGAAUUCCUGCCAGUGCGGCGACAUCAUCGAGAAUUCCGAUUCGACGUGUCGCAGAUUCCCGAGGGCGAGGCGGUCACAGCCGCUGAGUUUCGUAUUUAUAAAGACUUUGUCCACGAGCGCUUGGAGAACGAGACCUUUCGAAUCAGUGUCUACCAGGUGUUGCAGGAGCACACUGACAGGUACAGAGAGGCCGACCUGUUCCUCCUGGACUCCCGCGUCAUCUGGGCCACAGAAGAGGGCUGGCUGGUGUUCGACGUGACGGCCACCAGCAACCAUUGGGUCCUGAACCCGGGAAGGAACUUGGGUCUACAGCUGGCUCUGGAAGCCACAAACGGAGAAAGCAUUAACCCUCGCAUGGCCGGGCUGAUUGGGCGGAGUGGCCCUCUGAACAAACAGCCCUUCAUGGUGGCCUUCUUCAAAGCCACCGAGGUGCACCUGCGAAGCAUUCGCUCGGCACAAGGGGGCGCUAAACAGCGCAACACCAACCGCUCCAAAGGGAGUAAGAGCCAGGAGGCGCUCAGAGUGGCAAACAUUGCAGAGAACAGCAGCACGGAUCUGAAGCAGGCCUGCAAGAAGCACGAGCUCUACGUCAGCUUCCGAGACCUCGGGUGGCAGGACUGGAUCAUCGCCCCUGAAGGUUACGCCGCGUACUACUGCGAGGGCGAGUGCGCCUUCCCGCUCAACUCCUACAUGAACGCCACCAACCACGCCAUCGUGCAGACUCUGGUUCACUUCAUCAACCCCGACACCGUUCCAAAACCUUGCUGCGCUCCCACGCAGCUCCACGCCAUGUCCGUGCUUUACUACGACGACAGCUCCAACGUCAUCCUCAAAAAGUACCGCAACAUGGUGGUCAGAGCUUGUGGAUGCCACUAGACCACUGACACACGCACACACACACACACACACACACACACACACACACACACACACACACACACACACACACACACACACACACACACACUCUUUUGUGCUUUCUACUGUGUACACAAGACAUUUGAAGACAUUUUCUAUUCACGUGUACAAUAGUGUGUAAAUAAUGUUGUCAAAUGUGUAUUUAUUAGGCUUUUAUGUCGCUAAAUGUCGCAGGUAGAAGUUUUGUGUUGACAUUUGGUCACUUUUUUUCUUCCCCAGCUGUAAUAAAAUAUGUCGGUGAAUUUA